AUGUAUCGAGAAAACGUGGAUGAAAAUUUGAAAGGAGAAAUAAAGGCAUACAAUACGAGUAAACUGCGUCAUGCUAAAAUUGUUGAGAAAAAUAUACUGCCAACGUCUGUUGAUAUAGCUCGUGAAAAAGUACCUGCGCUAAUCGUAAAUUUCGAUACAGAAAAGCUCAAACACGUGGAUCCGAUUGUAAAAAUAGCAUUUCCAUCUGCUGAUGAUGUUAUUCGAGAGCAAGAGGAAUUGAAAACCGGAACAAAUGAUUGA
Molecule: messenger RNA, 261 nt
Organism: Acanthocheilonema viteae
Lineage: Eukaryota; Metazoa; Nematoda; Chromadorea; Rhabditida; Onchocercidae
Source: the annotation of a GenBank genome assembly